Messenger RNA from Cariama cristata (Red-legged seriema), 3411 nucleotides. RefSeq names its product potassium voltage-gated channel, subfamily H (eag-related), member 6 (gene KCNH6). The coding region runs from base 151 to 3411 and encodes 1086 amino acids. The transcript is spliced from 15 exons. Gene Ontology annotation, biological process: regulation of heart rate by cardiac conduction; potassium ion transmembrane transport; membrane repolarization during action potential. Gene Ontology annotation, molecular function: inward rectifier potassium channel activity. Gene Ontology annotation, cellular component: membrane. The record is from RefSeq and is a predicted model, not a curated record. Lineage: Eukaryota; Metazoa; Chordata; Aves; Cariamiformes; Cariamidae.
ACCACAAAGAGCUCCAUCGCACAGCUCACCCAGGCCCUGCUCAGCUCCGAGGAGUGCAAGCUCGAGAUCCUCUACUACCGCAAAGACACCUCGUGUUUCCGCUGCCUGGUGGACGUGGUGCCGGUGAAGAACGAGGAGGGCGUCGUCAUCAUGUUCAUCCUCAACUUCGAGGACCUGGCACAGCUCAUCGCCAAAAGCGCCAGCCGGAGCCUGCACCAGCGCCUGUCGCAGAGCUGGCGCGGAGGUCAAGGUAGGAGGUUGAAGUUUAGUCUCCCGUCCCUGCGACGACUCAAAAUCCAGCGGAAAUCUCUGCCCACCAGUGAGUUUGAUGGAGUAGCCAUUGACUAUGGAAAGCCUGGUGGUGACUCCCUGAUUUUGAGGGACUUGAAGACAUCGCCCAAGGAGAACUGUGUGCAGUCAGAGACCGAAUCCCUCCUGGAAAAGGAGCGGAGGCCGAGCCUGGAGGCCGACCCCACCCUACAACACUCGUCCCCGAAACAAGAGCCUCCCUUGCUGGGCCCACGAGGGUCGUACUCUGCGUGGGGUUUCUUUCGGUCUCGCCCGGGGGGCAGCUUCCACAGCCUCCGCAGGGUCUCCUCCUUGGACAACUUUGAGGCUGCGAGGUCUGAGUUCCAGAGAAAAUUCAGGGAAAGGAGGGCAAACUCAGAGGCUUCCCACGUCAAACCCAACCCCCCGAACUCCACCUCGGACUCCGACCUCAUGAAGUACCGGACCAUCAGCCAGAUCCCCCAGUUCACGCUCAACUUUGUGGAGUUCAACCUAGAGAAGCACCGUUCGGGCUCCACCACGGAGAUCGAGAUAAUCGCUCCCCACAAGGUGAUGGAGCGUACCCAGAAUGUCACCGAGAAGGUCACACAGGUGCUGUCCCUGGGUGCUGAUGUCCUUCCCGAGUACAAGCUGCAGGCACCACGCAUCCACCGAUGGACCAUUCUGCACUACAGUCCCUUCAAGGCCGUGUGGGACUGGCUCAUCCUUCUGCUGGUCAUCUACACAGCCGUCUUCACCCCCUACUCGGCCGCCUUCUUGCUCAAUGAGGAGCAGGUGGAGGAGAAGCACUGGGACUGCAGCUACACCUGUGACCCACUCAACAUCAUUGACCUCAUCGUGGACAUCAUGUUCAUUGUGGACAUUGUCAUCAACUUCCGUACCACCUACGUCAACAUCAACGACGAAGUGGUGAGCCACCCUGGCAAGAUCGCCAUCCACUACUUCAAGGGAUGGUUUCUCAUCGACAUGGUUGCCGCCAUCCCCUUUGACCUGCUCAUCUUCCGCUCCGGCUCUGAUGAGACCACCACCCUCAUUGGCCUCCUGAAGACAGCUCGGUUGCUGCGCCUGGUCCGUGUGGCUCGGAAGCUGGACCGCUACUCCGAGUAUGGAGCAGCCGUGCUCUUCCUGCUCAUGUGCACCUUCGCCCUCAUCGCCCACUGGCUGGCCUGCAUCUGGUACGCCAUCGGCAACGUGGAGCGGCCCUACAUGGAGCACAAGAUCGGCUGGCUGGACAACCUGGGUGACCAGAUCGGCAAGCGCUACAAUGACAGCGACCUCUCCUCUGGCCCAUCCAUCAAGGAUAAAUACGUCACUGCUCUCUACUUCACCUUCAGCAGCCUCACCAGCGUGGGGUUCGGCAACGUCUCACCCAACACCAACUCCGAGAAGAUCUUCUCCAUCUGUGUCAUGCUCAUCGGCUCUCUGAUGUACGCCAGCAUCUUCGGCAACGUCUCUGCUAUCAUCCAGCGCCUGUACUCGGGCACAGCCCGCUACCACACGCAGAUGCUGCGAGUCAAGGAGUUCAUCCGCUUCCACCAGAUCCCCAACCCCCUGCGCCAGCGCCUGGAGGAGUAUUUCCAGCACGCCUGGUCCUACACCAACGGCAUCGACAUGAAUGCGGUGCUGAAGGGCUUCCCCGACUGCCUGCAGGCAGACAUCUGCCUCCACCUCAACCGCACGCUGCUCCAGAACUGCAAGGCUUUCCGAGGAGCCAGCAAAGGCUGCCUGCGUGCCCUGGCCAUGAAGUUCAAGACAACUCAUGCACCGCCCGGAGACACCCUGGUGCACUAUGGAGAUGUCCUCACCACGCUCUACUUCAUCUCACGAGGCUCCAUCGAGAUCCUCCGGGAAGACAUUGUGGUGGCCAUCUUAGGGAAGAAUGACAUCUUUGGGGAGCCCAUCAGCCUCUACGCCCGCCCAGGGAAGUCCAACGCUGACGUGAGGGCCCUGACCUACUGUGACUUACACAAGAUCCAGCGGGAGGACUUGCUCGAGGUCUUGGACAUGUACCCAGCCUUCUCUGAUAACUUCUGGAGCAACUUAGAGAUCACCUUCAAUCUGCGAGAUGCAGACAGUGUUCCCCGCUCACCACUCAGCGAGGAGUACGACUGCACCUACCGGCGGGCACGCCGACGCAAGCACUCCCUUUGCCAGCCCAACAAGCCUGACCCAGACACGGGCAUCUCUGAUGCAGAGCAGUAUCACACCUACUCAGAGCUCACCAACCCGCAGGACCCGCUGAGUAAGGACCGGUGGGACGACCUGGGCAGCAGCACCACUCCCUGCUCCCAGACCAGUGACGAUGAGGCCAAGACUGGCAGCCCUGCGAAAGCUGAGCCCUUCCCCACAUCCAAAAAGGAUGACUUUGCUCUGCCCACGCUCAGCCUCAUCACUACCAGCGCUGGCGGCACAGAGGUCGGCAGGCAGGCGGCGGAGAGCAGCCAGUCCUACGCAGCCACCCCCCUGGACAUCCCCAACAUGUUUACUUUCUGGGAGGACCGAAGGCCAAACCACCACCCGGAGCCUUUGCAACACAUCUCCUUGGUACACAGCUCGCGGGACAUCCCCCUGCACAGCGACUACAGACCGGGGCAGAUCGAGUCCAGGCUGGAGCUCCUGCAGGCCCAGCUCAGCAGGCUGGAGUCCAGGAUGUCGUCAGAUAUUAAUAUAAUCCUCCAGCUCCUGCAGCGCCAGCUGUCCCAAGUGCCACCAGCAUACAGCCCCAUCUCGCCAUCCUCCCACAACCUGGCCAUGUACGGCAUCCUCCCGCGGAGCCUGGAGCCGCUCACCCCUUGCGCACCCCUGGAAGAUGAGGAGACAGCGACGCCGGAGCAGAGCCCAAGCUACACGGAGGUAGAAAAGUUCCACUUGAAAUCCAGGGACUCCUUGUCAAGUGGGAUGCACCUCGCUGUAGCAUCUGAUGAAACCAUGACGGUCUACUCCGAGCAGGAGCACCAUUCCCCACCUCUCCCGAACCCAGAGCCUCCCCACCAAAGGGCACCAAAUACCCAGGGACUCUUCCGGGGCUCUCGUUUCCCUUCCCUCCCUGAGCACUUGGAGACAUCUUCCGAGCACCAGGACAUUCAGAGACACCUCUCCGACCCAGUGCUUCCUGGAAGUUAG